Molecule: messenger RNA, 1095 nt
Organism: Closterium sp. Naga37s-1
Lineage: Eukaryota; Viridiplantae; Streptophyta; Zygnematophyceae; Desmidiales; Closteriaceae
Source: the annotation of a GenBank genome assembly
AUGCCUCUGUCCCACGUCCUCCUGACCCGCACUCCGUCCUCACUCCUCCCCCUUCCAUUCCCUUCAGCACGUGGGGCGAGGGGGCAGCGCGGCGGGGCAGCAAGAGGACUUCUCUGCUUAAUCCCCCCCUUCCAUUCCCUUGAGGUCUACUCGUGGGGCGAGGAGGGCGACGGGGCAGCGCGCGCGCAUCAAGAGGCGUCCCUCUGGUUAACCCCCCCCUUCCAUUCCCUUCAGCAUGGCGGGCAGCGUGGAGACGACACGGCGGGCGGCACGGACGGAGGUGAGGUGCUGCUCCAUCGCUGCAGUGGGGUCUACUCGUGGGGCGAGGAGGGCGACGGGGCAGCGCGCGCGCAUCAAGAGGCGUCCCUCUGGUUAACCCCCCCCUUCCAUUCCCUUCAGCAUGGCGGGCAGCGUGGAGACGACACGGCGGGCGGCACGGACGGAGGUGAGGUGCUGCUCCAUCGCUGCAGCGGGGUCUACUCGUGGGGCGAGGAGGGCGACGGGGCAGCGCGCGCGCAUCAAGAGGCGUCCCUCUGGUUAACCCCCCCCUUCCAUUCCCUUCAGCAUGGCGGGCAGCGUGGAGACGACACGGCGGGCGGCACGGACGGAGGUGAGGUGCUGCUCCAUCGCUGCAGCGGGGUCUACUCGUGGGGCGAGGAGGGCGACGGGGCAGCGCGCGCGCAUCAAGAGGCGUCCCUCUGGUUAACCCCCCCCUUCCAUUCCCUCCAGCAUGGCGGGCAGCGUGGAGACGACACGGCGGGCGGCACGGACGGAGGUGAGGUGCUGCUCCAUCGCUGCAGCGGGGUCUACUCGUGGGGCGAGGAGGGCGACGGGGCAGCGCGCGCGCAUCAAGAGGCGUCCCUCUGGUUAACCCCCCCCUUCCAUUCCCUCCAGCAUGGCGGGCAGCGUGGAGACGACACGGCGGGCGGCACAGCGGACGGCACACGGACAGAGGACCCGAAGACCGCCCCCGACUGCGGCAUAGGUGUUGUGCGGCAGGGGUGGCUGACGGCGUUGGGUCGGACGCGGCCCGCGCCUGAAGCGCCCCUGUGUGUGAGUGAGUGCUCUGACGAGGGAUGGGGGGACGCUCCCUGA